AUGGCGACUGUCAUUCACAACCCCCUGAAAGCGCUUGGGGACCAGUUCUACAAGGAAGCCAUUGAGCACUGCCGGAGUUAUAACUCUCGCCUGUGUGCAGAGCGCAGCGUGCGUCUCCCGUUUCUAGACUCACAGACGGGGGUGGCCCAGAACAACUGCUACAUCUGGAUGGAGAAGAGGCACCGAGGCCCAGGCCUCGCCCCAGGCCAGCUGUACACAUACCCUGCUCGCUGCUGGCGUAAGAAGAGACGAUUGCACCCGCCUGAGGAUCCGAAGCUGCGGCUGCUGGAAAUCAAACCCGAAGUGGAGCUGCCCCUGAAGAAGGAUGGGUUCCCCUCAGAAAGCACCACCCUGGAAGCCUUGCUCCGCGGUGAGGGGGUUGAGAAGAAGGUGGACACCAGGGAGGAGGAAAACAUCCAGGAAAUACAGAGGGUUUUGGAAAAUGAUGAAAACGUAGAAGAAGGAAAUGAAGAAGAGGAUUUAGAAGAGGAUAUUCCCAAGCGGAAGAAUCGGACCAGAGGACGGGCCCGCGGCUCUGCAGGUGGCAGGAGGAGACACGACGCCUCCUCUCAGGAAGACCACGACAAACCUUACGUCUGUGACAUCUGCGGCAAGCGCUACAAGAACCGGCCCGGACUCAGCUACCACUACGCUCACACUCACUUGGCCAGCGAGGAGGGGGAUGAGGCCCAAGACCAGGAGACCCGGUCCCCACCCAGCCACAGAAACGAGAACCACAGGCCCCAGAAAGGACCGGAUGGGACAGUCAUUCCCAAUAACUACUGUGACUUCUGCCUGGGGGGUUCUAACAUGAACAAGAAGAGUGGGAGGCCGGAAGAGCUGGUGUCCUGCGCAGACUGUGGACGCUCUGCUCAUUUGGGAGGAGAAGGCAGGAAGGAGAAGGAGGCAGCGGCUGCAGCACGCACCACGGAGGACUUAUUCGGUUCCACGUCGGAAAGUGACACCUCAACUUUCCACGGCUUUGAUGAGGACGAUUUGGAAGAGCCUCGCUCCUGCCGAGGACGCCGCAGUGGCCGGGGUUCGCCCACAGCAGAUAAAAAGGGCAGUUGCUAAACGCACGGAACGGACUC
This is a messenger RNA of Hippopotamus amphibius kiboko, 1091 nucleotides long. RefSeq names its product double PHD fingers 3 (gene DPF3). Lineage: Eukaryota; Metazoa; Chordata; Mammalia; Artiodactyla; Hippopotamidae. The record is from RefSeq and is a predicted model, not a curated record. Gene Ontology annotation, cellular component: nucleus. The transcript is spliced from 9 exons. The coding region runs from base 1 to 1074 and encodes 357 amino acids.